This is a messenger RNA of Pipistrellus nathusii (Nathusius's pipistrelle), 2670 nucleotides long. The record is from the annotation of a GenBank genome assembly. NCBI's taxonomy places the organism in Eukaryota, Metazoa, Chordata, Mammalia, Chiroptera, Vespertilionidae.
AUGAGUCGGCGAAGAAAACUUGGGGACAGCCCUGGCCCGAAGAGAACGCCGCGCCAAGCGGCGGCGACGGCGGCGGCUGAGGAAUGCAGCUCGGUGGCCGAGUCAGGGAAGAGGCGGCUGCGGUCGGCCCGUGGGUCGGGGCUCCGCGGGGCUGGAGAGGGGUCUCUCCCGCCCGUGCCGCAGCCAGAGCAGCCGUCGGUAGCCGCUUCCUGCGAAAAAUAUGAAACACCAAAGAGAGUGCUGAAAAUGGAUUUGUUGUCAUCUUCCUUCAAUUCUCCUAAUGAUCCAGAUGGACUGAAUGAUAUCUUUUGGGAUCAAAAUUCUCCAAUGACCAAACAGUUAGGUAAAGGAAGAAGAAAAAAGAUUUACAACACAGAUAGUGAUGAGAUCUCACAUAUUGUUAAUUGUAUUGCUCCUCAGGAUGAAAAACCAACAACAGAUUCCAUGCUGGGCGUGUGGAUUGGUGAAACUGCUAUUCCUUGUACUCCUCAUGUAGCGAAAGGAAAAUCAAGAGCAAAAUUCAGCUGCACAAAGUUAAAAACACAAAAUCAAGAGGAAGAACUUAUGAAAUUGGCUAAGCAAUUUGAUAAAAAUAUGGAAGAGCUAGAUGUGAUUCAAGAGCAAAGCAAGAGAAAUCAUGAUUUUAUCCAGGUGAUUUCAGAAGUAGAGACUUUAAAUAAUUAUAAAGAUAAUGUACAGAUGCAGUUAUUACAUGAUAUCGUUCCUGAAAUAGAUAAUGCUAAAAUAAAGAAGCCAGUGAAGGAAAACACCAAGGUAUCUGUGGUAAAUGAUCAAUAUAACAGUCAGAAGCCAUUUGACCAAAAUGCUGAAGCAGCCUUAAAUGCCAUUUUUGAUGGUUCUACUCAGAAGUGUAGUGGACAGUUAAGCCAAGAUCCGUCAGAUGCCUUGUGGAGCACUGUUAAUACUACCUCUGGAAAGAAAAGUGCUUUGCAAGAAGAGAAAAUCAUUAGUAAUGAAACUCAAGUUACUGAAAAACUACGAAACAAACCCCCAACGUCACUUUCUCAUCAAAUAGAUACUCCUGGGAUAACAAAAUCAUAUGUGACUUCUAGUACUAAGGAGCCAGAAGCUUUUAAUAAGCACCUGGAUAUAUUUGAGGACGAAUGGGAAAACUUAUUAAAUAAUGAACCUUUUGUUAUGCAAAAUGUAGGAAUAUCUGAACUUUUUUCUGCUCCUGAAACAGUCCAGAUGGUUGAUCAAAAAGAAAUUUGUAUUUUUAACAGUAAAAAUGGUAAAAGUAACUCAAGAAUGAAUAUAAGUACAGAUGCUGAGUUUAGACAUUCAGAAGUUUUAGAUGUUUCUUCAAACACACAUACCAAUAAAUUAAUAGAUGCUAGAAAAUACAGAUUUUCACCAAAUUCAAAUGAUAAACCAAACCAAUUACUAUCCAUUGGAAAUAAAGUGAAAUUUGAGAAAUCUUUUAAUAAAACCAUUCAAGACAAAACUCAAGAUGGUGCAGUUGCAUCCGAUCCAACAAAAGUAAAAGAAGAUAUUCAUACUGAAUUUAUUUCUAAUGUAAAUACUUCUCUAAAAAAGUCUACUUUGAAGACAGGAUAUUCUAAUGAACAGAAAAAUAAGUCAAAUUUUAAUUCAUCAUUUAAGAUGUCUUCUAAUAUAGAUACUUUUGACUCUGCUGCUUUGGACAGUGCAAAUCAGACUGAUGCAUCAAAUAUGGAUUAUUUCUCUGAUGAUUGGAAUGACCCAUCAUUUGCCAAUGAAAUUGUUAAAACAUGUCAUCAAUUAGAGAAUACUUGGGAAGCUGAUGAUGUAGAGGAUGACCUAUUAUACCAAGCAUGUGAUGAUAUUGAGAAACUAACUCAGCAGCAAGACAUGAGAAAAAAUAACAAGAUAUCAAAAAGUAUACUUGACAUUAAUAAUAGUUCCAAACAUGGAGCCAAAAACAGGUUUACUACAUCUAAACAAGGAAGUCAGUUGGUGCAAUCAACGUAUUUGAAUCUGAGUGAUGAUAUUUCAGCACAAUCGUCUUCAUUGACUGAUACCUCACAAAUAAAUAAAUCAGUGAAGAUGCAAAAAGGGGAAAUUUGUGGAAAUUCUCCAAGUUUUAUAGGUGCGACAACAAAUUUGACUAUAUACUCUAAGAACUCAAAUUGUCAGAUCAAUCAUUUGCCUGUCUCUUGGAGUAAUACUGAUAUUCCAAUAGAACUGAAUAGUUCCAAAUCGGUUCUUAUAAGAAGUUCAAGUUUGAAUGUGAAUUCAGAUCAUGUGAGUACAGAAGUAGCUACUUAUGAGAAUAAAUUUAGUACGCGGCAUCUGUUCCAUGGGACAAGAACCAAUGAAGCUCAGAAUGAUCUUAACAGAACAGUUACAUUUUCUAAGUACAGGUUUACAAAGAUAAAAAAUUCUCAUGUUCUUUCCCAAAUUAAUCAAAAUUGUAUAACAGAAAGUAUCUCUGAAACCAGAAUUACACAGAAUUUGGAGAAAAACAAAAUUCCUGUCAACUCAUUAUGUGGCAAGACUGUUCAACAGCAAUCUUUGAUGAAACCUGAAUCUUUGAAACAACCUUCAAAAGAGGAAGAAGAGAAAAAUAGGAAGUAUUCUCCUGAAGAAAUUCAGAGAAAAAGACAAGAAGCGCUGGUUCGAAGAAUGGCUAAGGCACAGGCAUCAUCUGCAAAGGCAGCUCCCACUUAA